AUGCCUAAAUUGGAACAAUUUGAAAUCAAAAAAUACUGGCAAAUAUUUUCAGGUUUAAAACCUGUUGAUAAAAAAUUGAGUUAUGAUCAAGUUAGACCAGUAUUGUAUAACUCUAAAUUGGAUACGUCUAUAACUUCUCAAAUAUGGUCGUUGGCCGAUAUUGAUGAUGAUGAUAACCUAGAUUUUGAAGAAUUUGUCAUAUGUAUGAGAUUAGUUUUCGAUAUGGUCAAUAAAAAUAUUGAUCGUGUUCCUCAAGAGCUGCCUGAUUGGCUAGUUCCCGGAAGUAAAGUUAAGUUAAUUAAACAGAAAAAAUUAGAAAAACAACAAUUAACCGAAUCAACUAGCUCUACGCCAACCAAGAGUGGACCAGAUACUAAUUCUGGUAAUAUAAUACAAGCUGAUCCUACUACCAAUAGUGUUGUUGAGACUAGCAGCAGUGCUGUUCCUGUCAAUGUCAAAUCUCCAGAUUUAGAUUGGUACAUUUCGCCUUCAGACAAAGAUUUGUAUGAAGCUUUACAUUCGGAAUGUGUUUUAUCUACAGAUGGGACGGUAACUUUCAGUGCUAUUUGCGCAUCGAUUAAAUCCAUUUUACCAAAUAUUAAUGACUCGGAUAUGGAACAAGUUUGGAAGUUGGUUAAUCCAAAUAAUUACCCUUCUAUUGACAAAGAUCCUGCUUUAUAUUUUAUCCAUAUUUUAAAACAAAAAAAUGACAUAGGUUGUAAUAUUCCAAGCUCUGUACCAACUGCUCUAAGAGAAACUUUUUUAAAGCAACAAAUAAACAAUAAUUUAUCCUCUUCCCAGGCCAAUAUUAGGAAAAGUGUAGAAACCUAUGAUGAUACUAACAAGGGCAAUAAUAAUGACAACCAUGAAAAAAAAUACAAUACUGCUGUUAAUCACGAUGAUGAUGAUGACGAUGAAAAUAUUACAGGUACUUGGGGUAUAGUAAAAUUGAAAAGAAAAUUGGCACAAUUGGAUCAAGAAUACGAUCGAAUUAUGGAUAGUAAUACUUUUGAUCCAAACAAAGAUCAUAUCUCCAUUGUUAAGUCACAGUUUCAAGAAUUAUUAAACUUUAAAAAAAAACAGUUUCUCGAUGUUGGUGGUAUGUCCUCUUCUAAAAUCGCUAGUACUAAGGAUGAUUUGGAUAGUAUUGAAGAUCAGGUCGCCUCCUUGGAAAACUAUUUAAAAUCUCAAAGAGCAGCAUUACAAUCUUUAAAACAAGAAAUUCAAAAAUGUUGA
Messenger RNA from Saccharomycodes ludwigii, 1236 nucleotides. RefSeq names its product End3p (gene END3). Gene Ontology annotation, molecular function: protein binding; calcium ion binding. The transcript has a single exon. The record is from RefSeq and is a predicted model, not a curated record. The coding region runs from base 1 to 1236 and encodes 411 amino acids. Gene Ontology annotation, biological process: endocytosis; endosomal transport; actin filament organization. NCBI's taxonomy places the organism in Eukaryota, Fungi, Ascomycota, Saccharomycetes, Saccharomycodales, Saccharomycodaceae. Gene Ontology annotation, cellular component: nucleus; plasma membrane; cytoplasm.